UUUAUGCUUCAUGGCACAAAAAUUGCUAGGGGUUGCUUUUGGGAAGGGAGGAGAGGUGGACAUCAGCUGCUGCAAGGGAUGGAGCGUGUUGGUAGGAGCUCUCAUGCAUUAUUCAUCACCAGCUCUUUUCGCUGGGAUCAGCUGGAGGAAGUAGUUAGUCUAGUUUGAGCUCCACUAGUCUGAUAUUUAGGGGGGGCUUAAACAAGCCCAGGCAAGUGCAGCACCAACUCUUUCUCCUCGUCUGCCGGCGAAUGUAGGGCAGCCAGCAGCUCUGCUCACACAGCUCCCUCUCUUUAGGCUGGAUAACAGAAGUCAUGCAACCAGGGGAAGCUCCUCUGAGGAUACACACAUGCAUUCCUGCUGGAAAAUGAAGCUUCAGAAUGAGAAGGCUUUGGGGCAUUCCGUGAGCCGCUCGAGUAACAUCUCAAAGGCUGGAAGUCCAACCUCCAUCUCUGCCCCCCAUAGCUUCUCUCGGACUUCUGUUACCCCAUCCAACCAGGACAUCUGCAGUUCCAGUGCAGUGUUUUCUGAGUGUUGUCAUCACAGUCCAGUGCAGUCCGCUGUUGUCUUGAAAAAUCCUCACUGCCAGAGCCCUCUGACACAAGGGGUCACGGUGACAGUAAUCUGUCAGGACGCCUUACACCCAGCCAAGAGAAACCCCCGCGGGCAGGAUCGGGGCCAGGCUCUCAGGUCUGCUAAGAACGUGAAGCCCACCCGUGCCCUGAAGUUCUCCAAGUCCCUCAACGACGUGGACCAGAAGGCGCAGGGCACCAGCGAGGGCUUUGACUACGUGGAGCGGACGCGCUCGGAAGGCAAGCUGAUCCCGGCUCAAGAGCAGUGUUUGAGGAUUAACAAAUUUCAUCUCAAAGAGAGGAAACCGCUCAGUCUCAGGCCUCUUUCUUUUAGCAAUUCUAAGCACUCCUACCUCCCUUCCCUUUCCAACUACUCGAGCGCCUCGGGAGGAGCCGAGAACCACAGCGCUGUGCAUAUCCCCUUGCUGGAGGACAAAGUGGACUAUGACACCUCAAGGAGCAAAAAACUGCUGCGUUACCUUUUUUCCUUCUCCCACACCUCCAGCACCAGCAGCCUGCAUAAGUUCCACGAGCUGGAGAGCUAUUCCAGUCACUUCCAAGCGGAGAAGUCCUCCAGCGUGCUGGUGGAGAGCACAGACUUCUGCUCCGAUGACAUGGGAGACGACGACGUCUUCGAGGACAGCACCUCAGUGAAACUGAGGACAAAAGAGCAGCGGGCCCCGCUCUGUUCCGUUGAGAAGGACAGUGACCUUGACUGUCCAUCCCCCCUCUCAGAAAAAUUCCCCCCUCUCUCCCCUGUGUCCACAUCGGGGGAUACCUGCAGGUUGGUUGACCAGAGAACCGCCGGCCUCCGAGCCCUCCCACGUGUGGGUGAUGACCCUUCUGCUUCCCCCCCUGCCUUCGUGCCGUGUCUUGUCUUCCCUUCGUCACCCUGUCACCUUGCUUUACUACCUGUGAUUGGCAGCAUGCGGCCUUCUCUCUGCUGUCCCCCACCCCUCUGAGGCACUUAACAAGGCAACUAAGCAAAAGAAUUUCCUUUGGAGUCAAAUAAAUUGCUAUUCGGUUUGGGGUUUGGGGGUUCUGAGAUGGUGUCUUUCCCUUAUCAGUGCCCAAACUGGGAAUAUCAUGAGAGAACUAAAGGUGAAGAUGAACUUGUCUUAGCUUUUAAUGAGGAACGUGUUGCCCUGACCGUCGCUGCUGGUUUGGCCAGAGGGUGGGGAGUCAGGAGGA
This is a messenger RNA of Calidris pugnax (ruff), 1763 nucleotides long. It is a transcript of the gene MARCHF8, whose product is annotated as membrane associated ring-CH-type finger 8. Gene Ontology annotation, cellular component: late endosome membrane; early endosome membrane; lysosome. The transcript is spliced from 4 exons. Bases 350 to 1534 code for a protein of 394 amino acids. The record is from RefSeq and is a predicted model, not a curated record. Gene Ontology annotation, biological process: antigen processing and presentation of peptide antigen via MHC class II; protein polyubiquitination; immune response. Gene Ontology annotation, molecular function: ubiquitin protein ligase activity; zinc ion binding; MHC protein binding. NCBI's taxonomy places the organism in Eukaryota, Metazoa, Chordata, Aves, Charadriiformes, Scolopacidae.